This is a messenger RNA of Alternaria alternata, 1680 nucleotides long. Its product is annotated as hexose transporter-like protein. The record is from RefSeq and is a predicted model, not a curated record. The transcript has 6 exons. Gene Ontology annotation, molecular function: carbohydrate:proton symporter activity. Gene Ontology annotation, biological process: carbohydrate transport; transmembrane transport. The coding region runs from base 1 to 1680 and encodes 559 amino acids. NCBI's taxonomy places the organism in Eukaryota, Fungi, Ascomycota, Dothideomycetes, Pleosporales, Pleosporaceae. Gene Ontology annotation, cellular component: membrane.
AUGGCGCCUGUCGGCGCUGCCGCCGCUGCGAGGCAGGCAGAACCAGUAUUGACGCGCAUCGUUGAAGAGGACCAGAUACCGUGGCAUAAGAAGAGAAACUUGCGGAGGCUGUAUGCGCUCUUGUUGCCGACGUGUAUUGGGAUUGAGAUGACGUCUGGCUUUGAUUCGCAGAUGAUCAACGCGGUGCAGAUUGCACCGACAUGGCAGAUAUACUUCAACGAACCACGAGGAGUGCUUCUCGGUAUCAUUUCCUCAGCAUACAACCUAGGUGCGCUCUGCGCUCUACCACUUGUGCCCUACGUGAACGAUAGAUUUGGGCGACGAUGGGCAAUCUUCCUAGGCUCCUGGAUCAUGGUUGUCGGGGCGCUAGUUCAAGCUUUCUCAAUCAGCGCUGGCAUGUACAUUGGCGCCAGGUUCAUCAUCGGUUUCGGCAUACCAUUCUGCAUCAUCGCUGGCUCGUCUUUGAUGGGUGAGCUUGCGUAUCCAAAGGAGCGGCCGAUCAUGACUUCUCUCUUCAAUGCACUCUGGUUCGUAGGUUCGCUCAUAGCAGCAGGAGUAUCGUAUGGCACUCAAAGUCUCAAUGAUGACUGGGCCUGGCGCAUACCAUCGCUUCUUCAGGCCGCUCCGUCAUUACUCCAGAUCGUAUUCAUCUUCAUGAUACCCGAAUCACCCCGCUUCCUCAUCUCUAAAGACCGUCGUGAAGAAGCCUACCGCACGCUGGUCACCUACCAUGCAGAAGGCGACAGCUCUUCGCACUUUGCCGCUGCCGAAAUGGCGCAAAUCGAACACACAAUUCGCAUCGAACUUGAGCAUUCGAAGCGCUCCUGGCGCGAGAUGAUCGCCGUUCCCGGUCUACGCAAGCGGGUCAUUAUUGGUUCUUUCCUGGGUCUCUUCACCCAAUGGUCCGGCAAUACCUUGCUGAGCUACUAUCUGAACCAACUGCUAAUCAUGAUUGGGUACGACGAUCCGGGCUUUGCGGGGAAAGUGAACGUCGGACUCAACAGCUGGAACCUGUUCACUGCAGUGUCCUUUUCGCUAUUGGUCCGACGCUUUCCACGCCGAAAGAUGUACCUCAUCUGCGCGACCAGCUUGUUGUGUUGCUAUGUUGCAUGGACAGUCGCUGUGCAUCGUUACACUGCUACAAAGAACAUUGAGCCAGCGAGGUUGACAAUAGCGAUUAUCUUUUUGUAUCAGGCAUGUUAUAAUAUUAGUUAUAAUGCACUUACCUACACAUUUCUAGUCGAAUUGUUCCCUUUUGCGCAACGUACCAAAGGCAUCACCAUCUUCCAGUUCUUUAGCAGAACAGCAGUCUUUACUACAACCACCCUCAACCCCGUCGGACUGCAACGCAUACAAGGGCGCUGGCUUAUAAUGUACUGCGCUUGCCUAGUAUUUGAAAUCGUCUUCAUUUACUUUAUGUUCCCCGAAACCUAUGGUCGCACAUUGGAAGAACUCGCAUUCCUCUUCGAAGAUCAUGCGCGAGCUGAUGAGGCGACGACGCAUGUCCAGAAGCAGAUGGAAUGGUCGGAGAGAAGAUGGAGUCGGAUAGAGGAGCGGAUGAGUUGGGAGAUGGAUGUCUUGAUCCCGACAGUAGCGCAAAGUGGCCGGAGAGAAGAGACAAGGAACGACAGUAUACUCCAUUCACAAGACGUGAUACGACGACAUGAUAUGAUGAGAUAG